Ceutorhynchus assimilis (cabbage seed weevil) is the source of this 732-nucleotide messenger RNA. The record is from the annotation of a GenBank genome assembly. NCBI's taxonomy places the organism in Eukaryota, Metazoa, Arthropoda, Insecta, Coleoptera, Curculionidae.
AUGGCGAAACUGGACGAUUUUCUAGGAAAGAAAAAGGAAACUGCUCCGAUUUUGGAUUUAUCCAAGACUGCGUGCAACUCGAAAGAAGAAUUCCGACGUCUUCUGGAAAAGGUACCCGAUUUCAAAAUUAAACCCGAAAAAGCUGAAACUGUCAAGAUUAAAGAUAAAAAUUUCAAAUUCAAAUCGGGCAAAAAAGAUUUAAAGAAUCUCAAGGAACCGUAUUUAUUUAUGAAUCCUUUGCCGGUGGAAAUGCAAAAAUUGAAAAUUAGCGAUUUGGCUGAAGUAACUAUCGAUUGGAAAAUGCUAACAACGUUAAGACCCAAGAAUAAAGUUGAGGAAAAUUAUUUUUCAAGGUUGGUGGAACUAGGCAAACUUCAAAAUAAAAGCCGAGCUGCUGAAAAACGACAAUUUCAAAUGGAUCCUCAAAUAAGAAAAAGCAAAAACAAAGCUGGGGUAGUUGAAAUGCGUGUGGUGUCUUGUGCGGAAUGUGGAGAGGAUUUUUGCAAUGGUAAAAUGUGUAGCAAAUUUGGAUACGAUUCCUUUGCCCAUCAAACCGAAGUACCCAAAACUGCUCAAAAAAUCGUAUCACCUGAUUCAGGGGAAAAAGGCAAAAAGAAGCUAACAAAACGAAAAUCUCGCUCCAAAAGCAAAUCCAAAGGGAGCAAAGGGACAGCGAAAUCCAAAUCAAAAAGCCCAAGAAAGAAGAGUCCUUUGAAAACAAAAAGGAAGUAA